AAAUAUCCAUCACUGCUUCACCCUCCACUACUCCACCCUCUAUCUCCUUUGCUUUAACUGACUAUCCCCACCCCUCUUGACCAAUUCCCUCUCUAAGAUGCUUCCAAGACCCAAGAGCAUCUUCCAUCUAGGGGAGGAGGGUGGUGGUGAACAUCAGGAACAAAACAAGGGUGGAGUAGUAGCCACUAAAGGGUCGAUGAGCCCGUCGAAAGCCUCGAGAGGGCUCGAGGGCCUUCGAAUCCUUAUACAACAUCACGGGCAACGAUCGAACAUCGUCAUAAAGCCGAUGUUGAAGUCGCCUAAGGGUUUUCAGGAGCUUGGCUUCCUAAAAGCAUGUUUUUGGUGCAAGAAGGAGCUAAGCCCUCAUGAGGAUGUAUACAUGUAUAGAGGUGAUCAAGGAUUUUGUAGCGAGGAGUGUCGGCAUCAGCAAAUUUCGAUAGACGAGAGAAAAGAGUUUGAGGCAACUAAAAAAGAUCGGUUAGGGUUGUCUCAUCAUCGCCGUGUGAGCACGAAGAUUCGAGCGGCGGAUCGGCCAAAAAAACUACUAGCUGCAGCAUAAGAGUCUUCAUGCAUGAUGGAGAUAAAAAAUAUACAUAUUAUAUAUAUAUA
This is a messenger RNA of Ananas comosus (pineapple), 609 nucleotides long. RefSeq lists its product as uncharacterized. Bases 98 to 559 code for a protein of 153 amino acids. The transcript is spliced from 2 exons. The record is from RefSeq and is a predicted model, not a curated record. Lineage: Eukaryota; Viridiplantae; Streptophyta; Magnoliopsida; Poales; Bromeliaceae.